AUGGCGGCCUCAGGCCAACCGUUGCCCCGCCCCCGUUUGUUUAUUACUGCCGUAUCGCUGGUGUACCGCCCUUCCGAUCGAGAGCCUCGAUCCUCCCUUCACUACACUCUCGAGGUCAUGGCUUUCUUCUUUAACCGUGGCCGGUCGCGGCAACCUGCCGAUGUUGUCCGUUCAACUAAGGAGCUCUUGAUGAGACUCCAAGAAGCUCCUAACACAUCCAAGGCCGAAGAGGAUCUCGCGAAGCAGCUCAGUCAGAUGAAAGUGAUUGUUCAAGGGACACAAGAGGUCAACACAUCCCCGGAUCAAGUCCACGCUUUAAUCCAAGCAAGUGUUCAAGAAGAUCUGCUCUACGAUCUAUCGCGGUCCAUUCAUUUGCUACCCUUCGAAGCUCGAAAAGAUACCCAAACGAUAUUCUCCCAUAUCCUGCGUUUCAAACCCGCCUCCUACCAGGACUCCAAAGAAGCUCACAAAGACCCUCCCGUCAUCUCAUAUCUUGUCCACCAUCGACCGGAGAUUCUCAUUGAGCUAUGUCGUGGUUAUAUGCAGAGUCAGAGCUCCAUGCCCUGUGGUGUGAUUUUAAGAGAGGCACUCAAGUUUGACGUGGUCGCUGCGGUGGUCCUUUAUGAUCAGUCGCAUGAGGGGGAGCCGGCCGUGCGCCUAUCAGACUUGAAGCCCAACCUCCCUCAAAAAGGCGACGGGGUGUUUUGGAACUUUUUCGAUUGGAUCGACAAGAGUAACUUCGAGGUUAGCGCCGAUGCAUUUACAACAUUCAGGGAAAUCCUGACCCGGCAUAAAAAUCUGGUGACUGCAUACCUCGCGACCAACUUCGAACUAUUUUUCGGACGAUUCAACAACAUUCUGAUCCAGUCGGACUCCUAUGUGACCAAGCGACAGAGCAUCAAGUUGCUGGGAGAGAUUUUGUUGGACCGAGCGAACUACAACGUAAUGAUGGCUUAUGUGGAGAGCGGGGAGAAUCUCAAGCUAUGCAUGAAGUUGUUGCGCGAUGAUCGCAAGAUGGUGCAAUACGAGGGGUUCCACGUAUUUAAGGUAUUCGUGGCCAAUCCGAACAAAUCGGUGGCUGUCCAGCGAAUUCUCAUCAACAAUCGCGACCGACUCCUUAGAUUCUUGCCUAAAUUCCUGGAAGACCGCACUGACGAUGACCAAUUUACCGACGAGAAGAGCUUCCUAGUGCGCCAGAUCGAGCUUCUACCCAAGGAGCCUGUGGACCGGAGCCGGCCUACACAGUCGCAAUCCGGGAUCAACACGACUGCUGUCGUCUAA
Molecule: messenger RNA, 1281 nt
Organism: Penicillium atrosanguineum
Lineage: Eukaryota; Fungi; Ascomycota; Eurotiomycetes; Eurotiales; Aspergillaceae
Product: Mo25 family protein
Exons: 5
Coding region: 1-1281 (426 amino acids)
Biological process (GO): intracellular signal transduction
Molecular function (GO): protein serine/threonine kinase activator activity
Source: RefSeq, a predicted model, not a curated record